Molecule: messenger RNA, 827 nt
Organism: Anopheles coluzzii
Lineage: Eukaryota; Metazoa; Arthropoda; Insecta; Diptera; Culicidae
Gene: Prosbeta4
Product: proteasome subunit beta type-2
Exons: 2
Coding region: 111-728 (205 amino acids)
Biological process (GO): proteasomal protein catabolic process
Cellular component (GO): proteasome core complex; cytosol; nucleus
Molecular function (GO): peptidase activity
Source: RefSeq, a predicted model, not a curated record
GACAAUUCAUUUCUUGUUUGUCAUUCUGUCGGUUUCUUCGGCAUCCUCGGAACGCGAAUUUGUUGUAAACUUACUUUCCGCUACAAUAAUCGUACACAUUUCGUCUCACCAUGGAAACUUUGAUGGGAAUUCGUGGCCCGGACUUUGUGAUGCUGGCCGCGGACUGCACUCACGCCCAUUCCAUCAUGGUGCUAAAGGAUGAUGAGGACAAGAUCCUGAAGGUGUCGGACAAUCUGAUGCUCGCUACCAUGGGCGAAGCCGGCGACCGUGUGCAGUUCACCGAGUACAUUAGCAAAAACAUUCUCCUCUACCGAAUGCGCAACGGGUACGAGCUGGGCCCGAAAGCGGCGGCACACUUCACCCGCCGCAAUCUGGCCGACUAUCUGCGCUCCCGCACGCCGUACCAUGUGAAUCUGCUGGUCGGCGGGUAUGAUGAGGUGGAUGGUCCGCAGCUGCACUACAUCGACUAUCUGGCCAACUCGCUGCCGGUGAAGCAUGGCGCCCACGGGUACGGCGGCAUGUUCGUGAACAGCAUCUUCGACCGGUACCAUCACGACAAGAUCACACAGAAGGAGGCGUACGAAAUUUUCCGCAAGGGCGUGACGGAGAUCCACAAGCGGUUGAUCCUGAAUCUGCCCAACUUCAAGGUGGCCGUGAUAGAUAAGGACGGGGUGAAGUAUCUGGACGACAUUACGCCGGAUUCGCUGAAGCAGGCGUCCGCCGCCUAGGCGUAAUGUAACGUAGAAUCUAGCGUCUAGCGUUCAUUUAUUGGGGAAAGGAUUUUUUUGUCAUGCGUUCGGAAUAAACCCGAUCAAUGUAAAACUUUA